CCGAUCAUGCACGACUCGGUCGGGGCCAUCCUUGUUGUUGUGCUCCUCUGGCUUGUCAUCAGACUAGCUUUCGGUGGAUCGUCACAGAGUAGCGGACAGAGUGCGCACGGCCAAAGCAACGCAAGGGGAGCAGGUGCGACGGGGGGAGCGGGAACGAAAGAGUCGGCGGCAGCAGUUGCAUGGCGAGAGUCAAGGAAUGAGAGGGAGAGACAACUGAAGGAAAGGAAGCAGGCCAUGUUGGAAAGCGCUCGUAGGUGAGUCUCGUUGAUUCUUCCCGCCAGGAGAGGGUAUCUCUCCGUCCCAUGCCAACCUCCUGUCCAAGCUUGGAGGGCAGCCGGAGAGAGAGAGAGAGAGAGAUACUAAAGAGAAAUUCACCUCAAACAGACGGAUGUUAGAGAAAGCCGACGAUACCCCCUCGAAGCCGGAAGCAUCGUCUUCACGCCUCGCCUGAGCACCUUUCUUUCUC
Messenger RNA from Acaromyces ingoldii, 466 nucleotides. RefSeq lists its product as hypothetical. The coding region runs from base 7 to 258 and encodes 83 amino acids. The transcript has 2 exons. The record is from RefSeq and is a predicted model, not a curated record. Lineage: Eukaryota; Fungi; Basidiomycota; Exobasidiomycetes; Exobasidiales; Cryptobasidiaceae.